AGCUAUGUCCCUUUCUCUUGCUUCUGCGUGGGCUUGUGAGUCACUUGUAGCCAACUGGAGGUGGUGGGGGUGAUGACGUCAUUCUUCUGUGGCCAGGUCAGAAAAGGUGCUGUAAAAUACAGCAUAUUAAUAGAAAAAUUGAGGUUCAGGAAGGCCAACGGAUCAGAAGACGACUGCCAUCGGGAAAGACAGUUUGUCACUCACCGAUCCCGAGAAGAGGGGACAGGCCACAUCACAGGGGUCACAGGGGAAGCACCAGCGUCAGCUGGGAGACAGAGAGAGGCAGAUAGGUGGGCAAGAACUGCUGGUGUGAUUUCUGCAGGACGAAACCCACGUGAGGCGGGGUAAAGCAGACUUGGACUGGCUAGUUUGGAUCAUUUCAGGGGGCUCCGGGACACAGGGGCUGCCCUGGUCGUCUGGCAUCUGGCCCUGCGGGGGACUAGGGCAGGUGGAGAGUGGCCCAGACAGUCUGAUAAAGGAGGUGGUUGGGGUGUGACUGAGGACUGGUUGGUUUACCCUCGAAAAGCACACUCGAGGAAUUGGCUGACCCAGGAAGAGACAGUCCCUUGAGGGUCAGCGAGGCCCCAAGACGUGAAAGCAUCAAAAGUCAGAAAAUAACAGAGGUGGUUAAUGCACGGAGCGUCCACGUCGCUUCCGGGGCACUUUUCAAGCCUAAGGCGGCCGUGAAAGAAAUGAAGUUCCCUUCAGGCUGCUAUGCUGAGGAAGCCCAGUCUCGUGAGGAGUCCACGUGAGGGAGCUUUAGUUGACGGCCCUAGCUGAGGUUCCAGCCAGAAGCCAGCACCAACUGCUGUUCAUCUGAGGGAAGUCAGGUCCCAGGCUCUGCCAUCGAGUGAGCCCCCGUUGGGACUUCCCAGCUGAGGCUCCCAACACAGAGGAGCGGAGAAAAGCCAUUCUUACUCCGUCCUGUUCAAAUCCUGACUGUGAACAUAAUGAAGUGUGUUUCAAGCUGCUAAAUUUUGGGGGGUAACAUGUUACACAGCAAUAGCUGCACAGAGCCCGACGUGGGUCUGGAACCCACGAACCACAAGGUCAUGACCUGAGCCGAAGUUGGACCCUUAAUGACUGAGCCAGCCAGGAGCCCCCAAAAAGUUUACCUAAAAAGACACAGGUUUUUCAUUUGCGUGUUGUUUCAGCAAAUUUAUUACUACUACAGAGGCAUAGCCCCACAGAUGCCAUAUUACGUUUUCUUUUUUUGUUUUUUUUGUCUCCCCAAGGACCUCAGUGACAUGACCGCCAGCAUGGCCGACCCAAGCCGCCUCCUCCACAAUGCCAGCCCCUGCCUUCCUCACUCCCCACCCACAGUCAGUGUGACCCUCUCUCCGUUCUACACAGCCCUCUUGGUCUUCAGUGCUCUGGGAAACAUCCUUGCCCUACGCCUUGCCCGUCAAAAGGGCAAGAAGAUCAACUCAACGGGCGUCUACUUGGUCCAGCUGGCAGUGUCUGACCUCCUGUUCACGCUGGCCCUGCCUGGAAGGAUCACUUACUACCCGCUGGACUUCAGCUGGCCUUUUGGAGAAGGGCUCUGCAGGCUGACGGCGCUCAUCCUCUACGUGAACACCUACGGGGGGGGGGUCUACCUCAUGACGUGCGUGAGCGUGGACCCUUACCUGGCUGUGGUCUGCACCCACCGGGGCCCCCAGCUCCGCGACGCUGGCCGAGCGCGGCUCGUCGAUGUGGCUCUCUGGGCCUUGGUGUCGCUGCAGACGGCACCCCUGCUCUUCAUCCCUCUCACCAUGCCCCUCAUGAACAUGAACGGUGGCACUGACCCCAUCAUUUACUUCUUUGCUUCCACACGGUACAGGAAAUGGCUCCUCAGCUUCUUAAAACUCAGAGCGUCAGCGUCUUCCUCCUCCCCCACCCAGGGAAAAGCUUCCUCAGAAACACGGAGUAUCAACCAGGCUGGGGGCUCAGUGCCCUUAGAAGAGAAUACGGUCUAAUGACUCACCGGCUUUGAGACUGUA
Molecule: messenger RNA, 1982 nt
Organism: Herpailurus yagouaroundi (jaguarundi)
Lineage: Eukaryota; Metazoa; Chordata; Mammalia; Carnivora; Felidae
Product: G-protein coupled receptor 183-like
Biological process (GO): G protein-coupled receptor signaling pathway
Cellular component (GO): membrane
Molecular function (GO): G protein-coupled receptor activity; oxysterol binding
Source: RefSeq, a predicted model, not a curated record